Messenger RNA from Spirodela intermedia, 4426 nucleotides. The record is from the annotation of a GenBank genome assembly. Lineage: Eukaryota; Viridiplantae; Streptophyta; Magnoliopsida; Alismatales; Araceae.
AUGAAGGGGGGGAAAGGAGUUGGGGAUAGGAAGGUACCGGGGAAGAGGGUCGUCCUGGUCGGCUUCUCCUGCUUUCUCUUAGGGAUAUUAUUCACUACCAGGUAAUCCUCCUCCUCCCCUCCGCCGCCGUUCCUCCGCCGUGUUUGAUUCCCGGCGUUCAGCCCCCGCCCCCCCUCUGCCUACCGUGACAUAGCUUCUCGUCGGGUUCUCUCAUAUUGCUGAAAUUUUCAACGAAUACCGAAGAAAAUAAUGGAAAAUUUUCUUCAUUGGAAAAUGAAGAAAUUAUAUUAUCUGUUUGUUUCUCCGUCUAAAAUGGUUCAGUUCGAUAUUAUUUAGUCUGAAUCUGAAUUUACUUUUUUUUUUUUUUUCUUUAAGAGGGUACAAUUCAGGAUGAGAAUACAACCGCCAUAUUGCUGAAAUUUUUAACUAAUAAUAGAAAAAUAGCAAGAAAUUAGAUUUUUUAUUUUGUGUUCCUUUAAAAGGCAAAAAUUCAUUCUUAUUUUGUAUGGUCUGAUUAUUAUUUUUUACUUUAAGAGGGUACAAUUUUAAAUGAGAUUAUAUCAUCAUUGUCCUGAAAAUACCACCCCAGACUGCUGAAAAAUUUACGAAUAAGUAAAAUUAACAAUAAUUUUAAUUAUUUAUUUGUUUCCUCCUGUAAUUCGGUAUGGAUCAUAAAUGAAUAGAACUCGGGAUGAUAUAAUCUCAUUACAUUGAUUAUUUAACAAUAAUUUUAAUUAUUGAUUUAUUUUAUUACUUAAAAAGGGUACAACUCGGGAUGAGCUCUAAAUAAUGAAUAGAACGACUAACAAUUUACAUUAUGUAUUUAUUUAUUCCUUAUUUUUUGGGCUGGAUCAUAUUUUAUUUAUCUAUUUAUUGCUUUAUAAGGGUACAAUUUAGGACGAGCUUAUUCCUUUGUUUAACGGCCUGUACUUUGGAGUCUCCUCUAAAAACCCUGGGCCACCGUUGACCUGUGGGGAUGGAUGGGUGGCCGUGAAUGGGGUAAUAAGCGUCUUGCUGCCAGCUAGCAGCCUUUAAACCCGCGAUGUGGUUGACCUGUCGCCCCUGGUUCACUUCCCCACGUGGAGGCGUCCUAAGGCUCCACCACCUCACCCAACUAGAAACUGUUCUGGUCCUGGUGGGCCGGGCUUUAUGAGCUCGGGCCCACCAUGCUACACGUGGGCCGUAUUCUCUAUCUAGGAUGGGCCUGCAUGCCUUAAUGAGCCGGAAUGGCCCUCAGGCCAUUCAAUACAAAAUUAAGAGAGAGAGAGAGAGAGAGAGAGAGAUUCCUCUCUCUACAUCUUGGAGGCCAUUCUUCACCGCUAGUUCUACUAAAAAUUUUGGGCUUUGAUCUUCAGGCCGGCCCAAGCCCGGCCCACUCUGAAUUUAGUUCUAAAAAAAAUGGAGGAACAUACUAUCGGCCAAAAUUGUUAAAUUUAGAAAGGAUGCUAUUUAAAUAUAUUAUUUAACAAAUACUUAUAAAUAUUUAACUACUGAAAAAGAUGGACGAUAAAACUUUGAAAAUCCGAUGGGUUCUUGUCGAUCCCGCCACGAGCAGGUUCAUCGGCUACGGGGGCGGCGGCGGCGGCGGGGAGGCGACUGGGCAGAUCCUGCUGCAGCGGCGGCUGGAGCAGGAGAGAAUCCAGAUCAUCCCGGAAGAUUGCGGCCACAGUGAGGUGAGCCUGUAGAACGGACGAUGCUGAAUUUUGUUCCUUGCUGAUGUUCGAUUCUUCUGGUUCCUGCCGCCGUUUUUCCUCAUGUUUCCUGGAAUCAAUUCUCGGCUGACGAUAUCAGAGGCGGUUGGAGGAGGAGGACGAUGCGGCGGAGGCCCCCAAAUCCGGCGAGAAUGAACAGUGCGUGAGCGGCGGCGUACUUUGUAAGUGGUGUCCUGAUCCAUGGGCGGCGUUAUCUGAUGUGGAGUUGGGCCGGUGUCGCUGUUUCAGAUCCGUGGACUCGGUGGAGUCUGCUGCUUCCCGGAGCUCGGCCCUGGCCCGGAAUCUGACCUCCGGACCUCGGAAGAAGGCCUUCGUCGUUAUCGGCAUCAACACUGCAUUCAGCAGCCGGAGGAGAAGGGAUUCGAUCAGACAAACCUGGAUGCCGCAGGGUAUCAUUUCCUAUCAGAACAGUCGAUUUUCUUCCGCUCUUUGUCAUAUGCGAUGAUUUCAGAAAGUUCACAUCUCUUAGGCCUCAUUCACUGGAUGUUUUGAAUCCUUGAUUACUGUCGCCAAUUUUGGAACGCCAUUCCAUCCUUGGAUCAACUGCGUCUCCGUACACCUCCAAACAUUCCGAUGAUCAUCAUCCUUCUUAACGGCUUUCAUCGAUGACCACUCUGAUUCAGCAUCUAUAUACUGUUCUUCUGAGUUGGCUCUGGAAGUUGACCCUAGGAUUCUGGAAUAAGCAAGCGAUCAUACUACUUCUCUUAACAGAUAAAUAUUUUUUCUAAUUCUGAUUUCAGGAGAAAUACUUCAACAGCUUGAACGUCAGAAAGGCAUUGUGAUUAGAUUCAUGAUUGGCCGCAGGUAAAUUAAUUAGUUUUUAUGAUUUCUCUUGGAACUAUGACUCUUUGGAGAUUUGGAGGCGUGCUGUUCCAUACAUGAUCUUUCCUUCUUAUAGAUCCUUAGAAUGAUAGCGAACGAGUAUUCUAUAGAACCAGCUAAUGGAAGCAUGUUCUGGGUUCAUGAUUUUUCCACAGGAGGGCAAAAACAUCUAUGUUUCUCACGUAGGAGCUUUGAUAUUGAUAUAUUUUUUUAUACUAUCUCCAAGCUAACAUAAAGCUUUGAGACCGGUAGAGCCUUCUUGACUGCAAAUUUAGGGUUCAAGCCUUGAGCUUCCUGAGUCCUUUUGGUUACGAACUUCUGUGUAAAAAAAUUUAACUAUCAAAGGACGUGGAUUUUUAUUUUGCAUACGCGAAAUUAGAGUCAGGUCUCUUGACAUAUAAUAAGAUUUAUAUCAGUUUUGGUAGAUACAAUAAUAUCAAUGUUAACUCCUUCCCAAACCCGGUUUCCAUGAAAAACGUUGAAUUUUUUAUAUUCACGCUAGUUUUUUAGAUCAUGCCUGUGUUUUUAAUAAUGCCAAACAAAGAAACAUCGAUCAACUAAGUUGCCUCCAUUUCUCAAAUCAUACGAAUCGGCCAUUCUAUUGUAGCCUUUGAACGAUAACGCUGUAAAGUUCAGUGAAGCCCUUUGAAUACAGAAGCUUUUUAAAAAAAAUACAGAAGCUUAUCCCAUCUGUCAGACACCAAGAUGGGAGCCCUUUGAUCAUGUUAAUGGUGGGUUCUUGGCGCAGUGUUUCUCGUAAUGGUAUUCUGGACCAAGCUAUCGAGACAGAAGAGGCCUCCCAUCACGACAUCCUAAGGCUGGUGAGAGACAGCAGCAGCACCAGCUGUAUGAAACCUUUUCCCCGUGGCCCCCUUACUGAAUGAGCUGCUCCAUGGCGCAGGACCACAUCGAAGGUUACCACGAGCUCACUGCGAAGACGAAGGCGUUCUUCUCGACCGCGGUCCAGGAGUGGGACGCCGACUUCUACAUGAAGGUGGACGACGACGUCCAUGUGAAUCUGGGUCAGUCGGAUUCCUCCCCCCCUCAGGGAAUCUUCUCCAUCUUCGAUCUGUUUCUGUGAUGUGAUGAACUCUACUUGCUAUAUAUCCAGGUGCCCUCGCCUCAACUCUUGCCAAUUAUAGAUCCAGGCCCAGAACCUACCUCGGGUGCAUGAAAUCCGGUCCCGUUCUCGCCACCAAGUAAUGCAUCUGAUCGAGCACCUCCAAGAUCAGGGCUUUCUCUCUCUCUCUCUUCCUCUGAGCGCCGACUGCCUAAUCCGUGGCUGUGAAAGCAGGAAGUCGAAGUACUACGAGCCGGAGUUCUGGAAGUUUGGGAAUCGGGGGAACCGAUACUUCCGCCACGCCAGCGGGCAGAUCUACGUGAUCUCGCAGGAUCUGGCCGCGUACAUCUUCAUCAAUCGGUAUGAUCGGAGAGCUCUCUCGAAUCGACUGCAGGUUAUUUCCAUGGAUUGAGCCAUUUUUUCUCUUGCUGCCAGCGACAUCCUGCACAAGUACGCAAACGAGGACGUCUCGCUUGGCUCCUGGCUCAUCGGCCUCGACGUUGACCACACCAACGACAUGAGCCUCUGCUGCCGAACACUCCCUGGUAUGAUCCCCCCUGAGAAGUCGCCGCAGAACUAGGAGGAGAUGUCAGAAUCUGCCCUCUCUCUCUCUCACUCUCACACUCUCUCUCUUUCGCUCUGUGCAGAGACGUUGGAGACGUAUGGCCUGCCACCGUUGUCAGAUUGCGAGAAGAAGGCCCAGACGGGGGAUCCCUGCGUGGCGUCGUUCGACUGGAGCUGCAGCGGCAUCUGCAGGCCAGUGGAGAGGAUGGCAAGCGUCCACGCCAUGUGCGGCGAAGCAGAUGGAACCAUCUGGAGCACCUUUAUCUGA